UCAAAUGAGGGCGGGAAAACACAUCGAUUUCGUGCGGUGUGUAAAGAAGAUGUCUACGCUGUGGAAUGAAGACAAAACUGCAGUUUGUAAUCUCUGUAAUCUCUGCACUGAUAACAUUUCACACCGGAAGUGAGCAGCAGUGAAGCGGGAGUUUCGGGAGUCUUUUGGUUUUUUUUUUUAAAAUUAAAGCUCCAGUACACUGUUGAAAGAUUUAAAUGAAGACGAGUUGACAAAAAAAGUAUAUAUUGCACAGAGAAAUAUAUUUGUAGAGUAGUAUAUUUCAUAUCCAGUUAAUGUUAAUAUAUAAAAAAGUUGAUAUUAUAUAUUACCAGUUUGAUGUUAAUAAUGAAGUAGAAAUGCUUGUGUUUGUGGAGAGUGAAUGUGAGACUAACAGGAGGUUUUAUAGAAUUCAGUCCAUGUUAAUAUGAAUUAAUAUCAUUCAAUAAGUUAAUAAUCUUACUUUAAUCUUCAGAAUUGAGUUCAUGUGUUAAUGUUAAUUAGAGUAAUGUGUUUUCUGUUGAUGAGACCAGUUACUGUCAAACAACGUGUUGAAAUGGAGAGAAUAAAGUUUUUAUUUGCAUUUCUUUCAGAAUUGUGGAAUUAAUUAUUAUUCAUUUAAAAUAAGGUAUAACAGAGAACUAUCGGUAUCGGCUGAGAAAUUUAGUUUCGGUGCAUCUCUAAUAUAUAAAUAUAUACGUGUAUGUUUUGUUUCGUCACUAAUAUCCGUCAUGCUCCACACUCCAGCCCAGUAGGUGGCGGAAUUGCACUUUGAAUCGUACCGCCAUUAAAAGGAAAGAAGAAGAAGAGUCGGCUCUUAACGUGAAGCGAAUCAUUCGUUCGAGAAUGAAGGAUCACUACUGCGUAUGCGCAGCGGAAAAGCACUGCGCAUGCGCAGCUCACAGGGCACUGGGUAGCGUCGAGCGGUUAUAAACAUGUCUGUUGUUUUUGUGCCCAAGAGACAACGUGGGAAAGCGCAAAUUAACCAAGAAACCAUUCAGAGACUGCUGAAUGAAAAUGACCAGCUCGUGAGAUGUAUAGCGGAGUACAUGCAGAAGGGCAGAGCCACUGAAUGUGUACAGUAUCAACAGAUCCUCCACAGAAACAUAGUUUAUCUAGGAACGUUAGCAGAUGCCAGUCCUGAUGUGUCUGUAAGUCCAUCACAACCUGCACAACUCUCACACACAUACACCUUGUGUUGCAUAAUCUUCAAUUGUAAUGACCCCGCUUGUCUUUCAGGCUCCUUGUGAAGGCGCAACUCUCGCUGGAACGAAGGACGUCUCUAAAACCUGAUUUAGAGCCGCAUCUGCAGUCUGACUGAACCUUGCACUAUGUACAGUGUUUGUUUUUUUUUGUUGUUUUUUCUUUAGGGCUAGUUACACCAGAGCGCUGUUCCAUCCUUCAUUCUGAUUGGCCAGGAAGUGUUGAUUUAACGUUGCGUAACAGCAGCUCAGACAGAGGACGGGUUUUUAAUCGUCGUUUCUAUCGGAAGGUGGACGAUAACGUUAAAGGGAUUAAAAGACACGCUGCUAUUUAACAAAGACAAGUGGUUAACGUUUGUGGAAGGAGUCUCCAGUGUCAGCGUUUCGUAAUGGUCAGUUUAUCACCAUGGCAACGUCUUCAGAACGCAGGACUAAUGUCAAGAGAGAUGUUAAAACGGAAUGAUUGUUUAGAGCUGCUGUAAUACAAGCGAGAACUCGUUUCGUGGACGUUCCAGAACAACUAUAAAUGGAUAAAAAGUACACAUUUUGUUUCUUUAGUUCCUUGAUAAGUGUGUAAGAGAAAUAAAUCACUUCAGGAUGUGCCUGAACAUGGCCUCAGAGCCACUUUUGGUAAAAAAUAAACUGCUAAUUAAAGUGUG
This is a messenger RNA of Ictalurus furcatus (blue catfish), 1858 nucleotides long. RefSeq names its product ss18, like 2 (gene ss18l2). Gene Ontology annotation, molecular function: transcription coactivator activity. The transcript has 3 exons. NCBI's taxonomy places the organism in Eukaryota, Metazoa, Chordata, Actinopteri, Siluriformes, Ictaluridae. Gene Ontology annotation, cellular component: nucleus. Bases 933 to 1247 code for a protein of 104 amino acids. The record is from RefSeq and is a predicted model, not a curated record. Gene Ontology annotation, biological process: positive regulation of transcription by RNA polymerase II.